AGGUUUUGGAAGAAAGUUGAUGAUAGUGAAAGAUGGAUGAAUAUAUAUAUAUAUAUAUAUAUAAAGGAUUGGAUUUGAAGGUGGGAAAAGGUGAGGGUGAUGUGUUGAUGAAAAGAGGUUUGAAGAUGCAACGUGGUGAAGAGUGGCACAAGGAGGUGUUCACGUGUCCUUUCAUUCGCAUGCACUGGACCCGUCUGAGGAAACGGACAUUCUCGACCAACACAAGACUUCUGGUGAGACCAUUCUCCUUGUGUUGUUUUUUCCAUCAAUUCAAUUCAAUGAUGCUCUCUUUCAAUGUUGGUCUUUACCUUCUGAUUGCCUCUCUCGUUGUCUUCCACCUGCUUCCGAGUCCAGUGGCCUGUGAUGACAAGGAGAAGGAUCUGCUUCAUGACAUCAACACUUACAGAAAAAUUUUGAACCUUCCUGUUCUCGAUGAGAAUAAGAAGGCUUCUUGCUUAGCUGAGGAGAUUGCAGAAGAUCUAGGAGACCUGCACUGUGAAGUCUUUCGUGACUACUACCCCACGCCUGGUAAUAACUCAAAAAUUCCCAACUUUCAAAAGAACAUAGACAAAUGCAGCAUCAACAUCAACACCACCACAGAAGGAGUCAUCAUGCCUCUCUGCGUCCCCAAAUUGAACUCCGAUGACCUCUUUUCCAACUACACCAAAUCCAAUCGCUUCACCAAGUACCUCAAUAAUUCCAAUUAUAAGUCUGCAGGUGUUGGCUCCGAAGAUGAUUGGAUGGUUUUCAUCGUCGCCACCAACUCUUCUUCUGGAGAUUUCUCCUCUGCAUCUUCUCUGCUUCCUCACUUCCUCAUGCCAGCAUUCUUCUUCGCCACGCUUCGUCUCUUCUUCAACUGAAUCCCUUCAUUCGCUCCAAUUUUCUUUUCCUCUUUCUUCAUUUAUUUCUCUCAUUUUUCAUAGAACAUCUCCGUCCAGUAAUUCAUCAUGUAUAUUGGUAUAAAAACCAAAACAUUCUCACCAAAUCACCUUACAUUCAAUCUAUUAAAAACAUAAAUAGUUUACUUAUAUUUUUUUUAUUGUAAAGAAAGUUCAAACUUAGACACCAAGUUACUCAAAAUUUAGGAAUUUAAAGUAAAAUAUGAAAACAGCCAAAUUUCAAUACAAG
Messenger RNA from Vigna radiata var. radiata (mung bean), 1128 nucleotides. RefSeq lists its product as uncharacterized. The record is from RefSeq and is a predicted model, not a curated record. Bases 33 to 860 code for a protein of 275 amino acids. The transcript has 3 exons. Lineage: Eukaryota; Viridiplantae; Streptophyta; Magnoliopsida; Fabales; Fabaceae.